Molecule: messenger RNA, 2246 nt
Organism: Stegodyphus dumicola
Lineage: Eukaryota; Metazoa; Arthropoda; Arachnida; Araneae; Eresidae
Source: RefSeq, a predicted model, not a curated record
CCAAUUUUACUCAUGUUUAAGUCUCAAGAGAAUUUAAGUUAAAUUGUUUUUAUUCUGUUUAAAUCAAUACUUUAUGAUGAUUCGUGCUUAUGAUGGUUCGGUUUUCGGUAAACAUUUGUUGUUACACAAGCUUAAAAAUACUAUAUUUAUCAUAUCGAUGAUGAUCUUCAACUAAGUACUGAAUACUGUUUUUUAAAAUCAUCUCUUACAGUUACGGUUGUGGUGCUUCAAAUUAAAUACUGCUAUCUUUUAAAAUAUAUUUACAAUUUCUGAAUUGCCAUGAAGCUUCAAAUUUAGAAGUUGCUUUCAAAUUUAAAUUUCGAACUUAUAAAUUUCAAUGAAUUACGAAAUACUCGCUACAAUCAAUAAUUUUAAAUCUCUCCUUAAAUCAAUAUGAGAAGCUGACGUUGCCCGAAACAUGGCAAGGGAUCCAUUUAAGAUCAGAUGUUCUGUACCGCAACCAAAACAGCCUGUAUUUUUGACUGAACAUGAGCUACAAUGUAUCACUUCUCGUUCUCAGUUUCUACAAAGGAAGAAAGAAGAGGAGGAAAUUCGUGCUGCCAAACUAAAAGCGAUGAAGGAAAGUUCCAAAGAAUUAACAAAAGCCAUCGUGAACAGGAAAGAAGCUGGCAGCAAAUUAAAAAAGCGGCAGUAUGAAAUGGAAAUUCAAAGUGCCGUGCGAGAAUUCGAGAGGGAGGCGAAAAUGAAAGCUAGAAAAAAUGUUGUUCUUAAUCACGCAUACAAGCGCCUAUUCGAAGAGACCGACCGCGUGAAGAAUUUCAAAACGGCCAAGAACUUAGCAGUGGCCUUGAAAGAACGAGAUGAUCAGAUCGCUGCUAAGGCAUCACUAAAAGAUGAGUUUGAAGAGUAUGAAGCAAGAUAUCUCUUGGGAAUGUUAAAAGAUGUGGAAAAAUACUAUGACGAACAGCAAGAACAGAUGAUGAAAGAGAAACAAAACAAGCUAAAGAAUGCUUCAAAUUGGACAAAACAGAAGGACGAGGCUUCGAGAAAGAAAUCAGAAGAACAGUGGGAAAUCCUUAGAGAUGGACUUCUAAUUAGAAGUGCUGCUGAGGAAGCUGAAGAAGAGAAGUUGAAGCAACUACGGGAAGAAAAAGAACGAAUUCAAAUUUACAAAGAAAGGCUGGAUGAGCAGAUUAAAGCGAAACGUGCUCUUCUUGAAGUGCACCAAAAACUGGAUGCAGCAGAGGAGCAAAAAGCGGAACUCUUCAACGAAGCCAAACGAGAAAUGAUAUCAGAACACAAAAGGGUUCAAGAAAAAAUGAAUAAAGCUAAAGACAGUCGUAGAAAUCGAGUAGCUCAGACUUUGACUGACCAAAGCGUUACUCUAAAAGCAAAGGAAGAAGCCAUGUUGCAGAAAGCUACAAUGGAAGCAGAAAAGAAAUAUCGCGAAGCAAGUGCUAUCAAGGAGAUAGAGCUUGCAGAAGCUCAAGCUGCAUUCAAGAAAUUCUACGAACAAGAAAUGGCAGCAAAAGAAAAACGAAAAAUAGAUGAAUUACUGCAGGGAUAUCAAGAACGCAGAAAAAUCAUGGAACUCGUAGAAGAAAGCGAAAAAUUGGAAGAUGAGAAAACGCGCGGACGUAGAGAUUUGGAAAAAGAAAUUCAACACUUACAAAUGCACCAAAUUGAGAAGCGCCAAUGUGAUAGAAGUGCAGAAACGCUAGAAGACAUCAAAGAUUAUAUGAAUCAUAUGAGGAGUUUGGACGAGGAAGAAGAAAUUUUUCAGAAAUAUGCUGAUAUUGAAAUCAAGGAUUGUGAAGUUAGAGGUAUUGAUACCUAUCCCAUGCAGAAAGCUGCGAGACCAGGUGUUGAAUGUGGAAAAGGUCCAUUUUAUGCAAACAGAGGAAGCAUCAGGCCUAAAUACUAUGCCUCAGUUGCAAAUCCCGAUGAACUCAGUCACAUAAAGAGGCCGCAAGAUAUUCAAGAUACAAAAUCGAGACUCGGUUUUAUGUUGCCAUGAAUUUCAAAACUGUUCUCCCUUUAAAAUUUAAUUUAUUACAAUACUUUUACAGAGAGUUUUCGUAAAUAAAUCAAACAGUUAUGUGAACAUCAAAAAUUAAGUUAUUUGGGAAAAAGGGGGGCACAAAUUGCAAUUUUAUCACAGCUACACUUCUUUCCAUUUCAGUUCAUUUAUUUGUUACAUAUGCGUUAUCAACAACAAGCAUUUAGAAUUUUUUAAUAAUUUUUAAGCGUUGGAGUUAAGAGGCACCUUUUUUCCCAUCAGUGUU